GUUGCAGCUGCUUUUGCCUUCAGAACAGACUCAAUUCGUCAGGGCAUGGACAAGAUCCCCUAAGCUUUCCACAGGAACGCUGGCCCACAGUUGUGUCAAGUUGGACGGAUGUCAUCCAGGAAAGGAGGGGUGCGUCACUUGAGUGGGUGGAGUCACUGACGUGGUCUUCCUGUCUGGGUUGGCUCCCCGCCUUGGGUUGUGCUGUGGCGGAGAUCUUUGUGGGCUAUACUCGGCGUUGUCGCAGGAUGGUAAGUUGGUGGUUGAAGAUAUCCCUCUAGUGGUGUGGGGGCUGUGCUUUGGCAAAGUGGGUGGGGUUAUAUCCUGCCUGUUUGGCCCUGUCCGGGGGUAUCAUCGGAUGGGGCCACAGUGUCUCCUGACCCCUCCUGUCUCAGCCUCCGGUAUUUAUGCUGCAGUAGUUUAUGUGUCAUGGGGCUAGGUUCAGUCUGUUAUAUCUGGAGUAUUUUUCCAGUGUCCUGUGUGAAUUUAAGUAUGCUCUCUAAUUCUUUCUUUCUUUCUCUCUCACGGGGGACCUGAGCCCUAGGACCAUGCCUCAGGACUACCUGGCAUGAUGACUCCUUGCUGUCCCCAGUCCACCUGGCCGUGCUGCUGCUCCAGUUUCAACUGUUCUGUCUGCGUUGGUGUGUGUGGACCAUGAUAAUUCCUUCGUGAUGUGGACCCCGGGGAACUUGAAGCUCACGACCUGAUCCACUUCAGCCCCUGUCCAGGUCCCAUAUGGCUACACCCUUACCUCAAAAGGGGCCUGGUCUGGCUGGUAUGCUCUCCCAGCAGCAGCAGUCCCACCUGCCCCCAGGCUUAGGCCCCAGCCAGCCUGCCAUGCUCCCUCAGGGAGCCCUGAGAGAGAUCUCCCCUGUGUUCCUCUGUCGAAUCGGCCAGGAGACCGUCCAGGACAUCGUCACACGCACCAUGGAGAUCUUCCAGAUCACAAGAGCCACACAGUUGCCUAACGGGGUAACCCAGAGCCAGGCUGUGUAUCAGGACCGUUUCGGGAAACUCCAGGAGCACCUCCGUCAGCUGGCCCUGCUUUUUCGCAAGCUCCGCCUUCUCUACGAGCGCUGUGUUGAGAUGACCUCUGACCUGCAGGAAGAACCUUCAGAGCUGGUGCCAUAUGUAAGGGAGGAGAUGGCCCCUGUGAGAGUGGAGCCCUGCAGUCCGGCUGUAAGCCAGGAGAGACAGGAAGUGCUGGAGAAGAUGAGGCAGAAAAACCAGGAGAUGAAGAUUCUGAUGGACCAGAUGAGGAACCUGUUAUGGGACGUCAACGCAAUGCUGACACUCAGGAAAUGAUAUCACAGAUGAACUCUCCCUCACUGCACUUCACAAUGCCCUCCAACUAGGGGCCAUGGGUUUUUCCUGACCCAGAAAACUCUUGGCCCUAGUACCUCCAACCAUUGUUGUACUUGUGUGAGACAGACUGCUAGAAGCUUUUGGUGAUCUACCUUUACAGUAUGGUGCUUUCAGAGACAUUGAAUGAACUGAGUUUACUACAAAUGUUUUGUACUGUCAGUAUCUUUUUUUCUUUUUUUUAACUCUGAUAUUAUGAGUUCAGACUUGCCAAGCCUCAGGUGAAUUUCCUGCCUUUUUUUGAGUGGUAAGCACUGACUCAGGACCAGCUAAAUAAACUUGAAUUCAGUGUUGUGAAUUUUACUCAGUGCACAAAAGACUGCUCUAGCUUUGUCCCAACUAGUGACUGUCACCUGUAAGCUGAGUUGAAGACAAUAGGAUCUCAUCGCCACUGGCAGCUAUUUAUCUCAGGUGUUUGUGUGUUUUAGCAUUAUUCUUGAGGUUAGCUUCCUGAGUGCUGGGCAACACCCCCCUGCUUACCUUAAGGGUUAAGAACCUUGCAUGCCGACUGCUGAGGAUGUGUGAAUCUAUUUUUGUACACUGCGCAUGAUCUCGGAGAAAGCACAAGCAAUAGGUUACUGAGUCUUUUUCUACAAAAUAAAUACGCUGUGAGAAAUGUC
This is a messenger RNA of Oncorhynchus masou masou (cherry salmon), 1979 nucleotides long. Its product is annotated as mediator of RNA polymerase II transcription subunit 30-like. The transcript is spliced from 6 exons. Gene Ontology annotation, cellular component: mediator complex. NCBI's taxonomy places the organism in Eukaryota, Metazoa, Chordata, Actinopteri, Salmoniformes, Salmonidae. The record is from RefSeq and is a predicted model, not a curated record. Bases 733 to 1302 code for a protein of 189 amino acids. Gene Ontology annotation, biological process: positive regulation of DNA-templated transcription. Gene Ontology annotation, molecular function: transcription coregulator activity.